AUGCUAAGACUAACCGUCUUCCUUCUGCUGUUGCCUUUUGCCUCUGGUGAUUUCAUAUUCCGUUAUACGAAUGCCUACACCUACCCACUUAGCAGUCCAUAUCUCAAUUAUUCGGUGGGCAAAGACCCGGAGUCCGUGCGUGUUCAACUGGACCUGAAUCGACCCUACUCUCUUGUUUUUAAUGAGAGAUGUGCAUCACGAUCUAUUUGCGAUGCUUAUAAACAUUUUUAUGCUUAUAAUGAGAAAAGAACCGGCGGUAAAGUCACCAACAGGCAAUUCAACGACGCCUAUUAUGACAUCGCGAAUCUUCAAGGGAAAUUCUACGAAGACACCUUGAAGCUUGGCAAUUUGGCUCUGCCCUUUGAGAUUGGAGUUGUGGAUGAAGGAAAUAAAAACGCGGGCUUCGAUUGGGAUGGGGUACUUGGCCUCGGCAUCGGUGAAGAUGACAGCAAGAGCAGCGUUGUUAAACACAUCAUGAGAAGAUUGAGCGUUCAGGAAAUACUUUGGCAAGAAGGGCUGGUUGCGAUAACCAAAGUAAGUACAUAUUGGAAUGCUGGUUCAAGACCAGCCUUUCAAUAACACAUUAGUUAUGCAAUCACUACCUUAUUCAUGCGAUGAUUUAGCCCAUGCUCCAGUAAAACCGCCAAAUUUCCGAAAAAUUGUUGACAAAAACGAUCCUACUGUGUAAAAUCAUGCGAAAUGAUAGAUACCGUUCGAAAAUAGGCGAAGUCUGAAACAUUUUUCUGAGAUUUGUCAUUUGGAAACUCUGCUUUUUUCUUAUUUACUUGAGUUUUUUUCUUAAUUUUAGCUUUUACAAAUAUUUUUCAAAAUCAAGUUUGAGAUACUCUGAGUAACAUUUAAUCUUCAAUUGUUAGCCUGGAAAAGAUCGGUUUAAACCUUCGAACGGAACUGUUGCUUUUGGACGGUACACGGAACGGAAAUGUGGUGCGUUUAAGUGGUAUAACACCAAGGAUAACAAACAUUGGCAUAUUAUGGCCGAGUAAGUAGAAAGCCAUCAAAAUCAGCUGAGUAAUCCUUGUUUCAGUGUUGUUAUCGACAGCACAACCUACAGUAAUAAAACAAUUGCGUUCUUCCCUGGACAGAACUCUCGACUUCCGUCUGCCAUAAAGGCAAAACACAUUCCAUCAUAUAGAGAAUGGGAUGACGCAGACUUCCCGGACAUCAGUUUCGUAAAAAAUGGAGAUACUUACACUUUCACGAGAGAGACUUAUGCCCAUUUCGUCAAUGUAAGUCUAUAAACGGAAACCCGAAUUUCUUCAGAGACAUUUCAUGCCCCUCCUGGACAAUUCACGCGGCGAUUACGACUUCGGCUUCGGGAGCAGUUUACUGCAGGACUACUGUCUUAAGAUCAGAGCUGACAGUGGAUUCAACAGGCUUCAGAUCGGGCUGGCUAAACAAUUGUGA
Messenger RNA from Bursaphelenchus xylophilus (pine wood nematode), 1425 nucleotides. Lineage: Eukaryota; Metazoa; Nematoda; Chromadorea; Rhabditida; Aphelenchoididae. The record is from the annotation of a GenBank genome assembly.